AUGUUAACACCACCUCUUCCGAUAGAUGGUGCAGUCUUCAAAAUCGGCCUGCUCGGGCCAUGGAACUGCGAUCGGUUUUUCUCCAAGGCCUUUCCCCGAGGAGCCGCUGAGUUGGCGAUGCAACGGAUAAAGAAGGACCCCUCGCUUAACGUCGCCGGUGAAUUGGACUGGACGCUGCUACAAGAUGACUGCCAGACGUGUAGGGCCCUACCUGGAUUCAUAGGCUAUGAAAAACUUUUCUCAGCUUUUGUAGGGUCUCUGAACCCUGGCUACUGUGACGUGGCCGCCUCGCUCAGUAAGGCCUGGGAUAAAGCCAUCUUCUCCUGGACCUGUUUUAAUGAUCAACCGGACCGUCCAAACUGCCGCCCCUCACUCGUCGGGAUGCUGCCCUCGUCCGCCGGCGUCCUCGUGGCGGUGCUGAAAUAUUUUAACUGGGCUCACGUUGGCAUCGUUUCAUCCCAAGAAGAUUUCUGGCUGGACGCGGCCCAUCAACUGGCUAUCGCCUUGAGGAACGGGGGGCUGCCUGUACAUCUCGUUACGACAAUUGACGAUGGUGAUUCAGGAGCCGAAGGGACUUGGGAAAGGAUCCGGGCUGCUGGGGACAUUAAAGUGAUCGUUUUGUGUAUGCCUUCAGCACUGGUUGGAGGGGAAGAUCAGGCCACUUUGCUCACCCAAGCCCGGGAGAUGGGUCUGGCCGACGGGAGGUACAUUUUUGUGCCCUACGACACCCUGCUCUACAGCCUUCCUUAUCGAAACCAUUCCUACUUCCUCCUCGACAAAGACCGCACCUUCCGGGAAGCUUACGAUGCCGUCUUGACCAUCACUUUAGAGUCCGGAGAUCAGACAUUUUACGAAGCGUUCAGGACAGCGAAGGAAAGAGGUGAAAUAGUGUCAGAUUUGGAACCACAGCAGGUGACUCCCCUCUUUGGGACCAUCUACGAUGCUAUUUACCUUGCUGCAAAAGCUUUAGACAAGGUGCAUCAGCCUGGGACUUCUAAGCUCUCGGGGAUGGCGCUGGCAGAACAUGUGAGGAACCUCAACUUUGCUGGAUUCAGCCGCAGGAUCCAGGUCGACAGCAAGGGGAAGGUGCUGGCCAAUUACGUGAUCCUGGACACCGACGGCCAAGGGAGCUACUUAUCCCCGACCUACUUGCUGGUGACAUCCACUGGCUUGGUACAGUCCCUGGGAAGAGCCGUACACUUUCCAGGAGGAGGCCCACCCCCCGCCGAUGCCACCUGCUGGUUCGAUCCAGAUGUGCUGUGCAUUAGAGGCAUGGAUCCACCCAUUAUGGUAAUUGUUCUGUUACCCCCCGUCCUCCUGCUCCUAUCAUUGUGGCCUUUUGGGGUCUGUUUCCUUUGCAGGCGCAGCGCCUUCUAUCGUCAAAUGCUUAAGGGCUCCAAGAAGUUACUGCUGAGCCUCGAUGACCUCACUUUUGUGAACGCCAAGCUGAGCCGCAUGAGGCUGACCCUGGAUAACCUCAGCCAGAGCAAGAGCCACUCCGAAGGCCAGAGCCUGAAGUCGGCAACUUGCUCCUUGUCCAUGAAGAGCGCAGCUGUGACCUAUGAAACCUCCAACGUGGCAGUGUAUGAGGGAGAUUGGGUGUGGCUGAAGAAACUGGAGCGUGGAACUUCUGGAGACCUUCGACUCCCUCCCAUCUCUUUGUUACGCAAGAUGAAGGACCUGCGCCAUGAGAACGUGAACCCCUUUCUUGGCCUGUUGUCUGACAGCAGCUUCUCAGCCCUCCUGAUGGAAUUCUGCUCCCGAGGGAGCCUGGAGGAUUUGCUACAGAAUACGGACAUCAAACUGGACUGGAUGUUUAAAUCCUCUCUUCUGAUGGACUUGAUUAAAGGAAUGAAAUAUUUACACCACCGGGAUAUCUUCCACGGACGCCUGAAGUCUCGAAACUGUCUGGUGGAUGGACGGUUCGUGCUGAAGAUCACCGAUUACAGUUACGGUGAAUUUUUGGCAGCCCAACAACCCUUAAAUAUCCAGCCGUCAGCUGAAGAAUUGCUCUGGACGGCUCCAGAGUUGUUGAGGGAUCCGGCAACAUUCCCCAAGGGCACCUUGAAAGGUGAUGUGUACAGCUUUGCCAUAGUUGUCCAAGAAGUUGUCCUGCGAGGUCCUCCGUAUUGCACCUCGCAAGUCUCAGCAGAAGAAAUUACACGCAAGCUGAAGAAAUCGCCACCCUUGUUCCGCCCAAACGUUUCUCUGGAGAGUGCCCCCUUGGAGUGCAUCCAGCUGAUGAAGCAAUGCUGGACGGAAGCGCCGGACCGGAGGCCGAUGUUUGAUGAGAUUUUUGAACAGUUUAAAACCAUCAACAAAGGCAAGAAGACCAACAUUGUCGACUCCAUGCUGAGGAUGCUGGAACGGUAUUCGAGCAACCUGGAGGACUUAAUCCGGGAAAGGACUGAGGAGCUGGAGCUGGAGAAACUGAAGACGGAGAAACUACUGACCCAAAUGCUUCCCCUGUCCGUAGCAGAAACCCUGAAAACCGGAGCGACCGUCGAACCGGAGUACUUUGAUGAGGUCACUAUCUAUUUCAGCGACAUCAUCGGUUUCACCACCAUCUCCGCCCUCAGCGAGCCUAUUGAGAUUGUGGAUCUCUUGAAUGACCUCUACACUCUGUUUGAUGCUGUCAUCAGCCAUCACGAUGUUUACAAGGUGGAAACCAUCGGUGAUGCCUACAUGGUUGCUUCGGGGCUCCCGAAGCGAAACGGCCAGAGGCACGCUGCCGAGAUCGCCGACAUGGCUCUGGACAUCCUCAGCUCGGUGGGCUCUUUCACGGUGAAGCACCUUCCGGGCGUGCCCAUCAGGAUCCGGAUGGGGCUGCACUCGGGGCCUUGCGCUGCUGGAGUCGUGGGCCUCACUAUGCCGCGGUACUGCCUGUUUGGGGACACCGUGAAUACAGCCUCGCGGAUUGAAUCGACAGGGUUGCCUUACAGAAUUCACAUCAGCCAACACACCAUGAAAAUACUGAAGAAUCUGAAGGAAGGGUACAAGAUAGAGUUCCGGGGGAAAACCGAGCUGAAGGGGAAAGGCUUAGAAGAGACAUACUGGCUCGUUGGGAAGAAAGAUUUCACCAAACCACUGCCACGCCCUCCCGAAGUGAGACCCGGGCAACCUUGGCAAGAUGUGGUGGUCCGAGAAAUCAAGACUGCGCUGAGAGAGCCAAAGAGGAAGUCCAUCAACAUGCAGAAACCAUCCUGACCGGGCAAAAG
Heteronotia binoei (common prickly gecko) is the source of this 3218-nucleotide messenger RNA. Its product is annotated as retinal guanylyl cyclase 2-like. The coding region runs from base 1 to 3207 and encodes 1068 amino acids. Gene Ontology annotation, biological process: receptor guanylyl cyclase signaling pathway; protein phosphorylation; cGMP biosynthetic process. The record is from RefSeq and is a predicted model, not a curated record. Gene Ontology annotation, molecular function: peptide receptor activity; guanylate cyclase activity; protein kinase activity. NCBI's taxonomy places the organism in Eukaryota, Metazoa, Chordata, Lepidosauria, Squamata, Gekkonidae. The transcript is spliced from 18 exons.